AGAGAAAAUCAACAGACUAAAAAGGAAAUGAAGAGAGAGAGAAGAAUUUGUAUCAGUUGUUUAGUACAAGGCUGCAAGCUGUAGAAGUGAAUAAUCAUCAUCACUAUUGGUUACGUAAUGAUGGAUCUCCGCCGACAACUCUCGUCUCUCUCUCUCUAACUCUCGUCAAUCUCAAUAUCUUACUCUCUUUCUUUAUCCAUUAAUAACACCUUCAAACUUCUUACUGGUCUAGAAUCUAGCUGAUGACGAUGAAUAGUAAAAAGUUGAUUUUAAAGUAACAAUAAAUAAAAAGAUCGCGAAGAGAUUAGUUUCACUUCAAACUCUUGUUAUUUUCCCCUAAACUACAUCACAAAACUACAAAAACCAACAGUUUUUUCUUUACUUUCUCAGUGUAACUAAUUUUAUAUUUGUAUUUUAAUUUAAUAAUCAAAAUAUAUCAUCAUCUAUAUAUAUAUAUAUAUAUAUAUCUGUUUUUCUAUGAAGAUAGCCAAGAAAGAGACAGCUCAAUCGAUCUAGUUUUUUUCAUCUUUCACAUUGGUAUUCAUGUUUUUUUGAUUUGAACUCAUAGCUGGAAAGUUCUUACAACCGUCAGAUUCCAUCCAAUCAAUACCUUUCUUAAAUUGAAUUCAUCCUUUUUUCGGUUGUCUUCAUUAAAUAACACAAAUAUUAUUCAUUCAUCACUUCUGAAUUCAAGUGCUUAAGUCCUUUGUUGAUUAAUAGUAAUUUAGAUCUGAUCUGAUUACCAAUUAGGUCAAGAGAGAAAUGGAAAGUGGUGAUGGUGGUGGAGGGAAACUUGGAACUUUGAAGAUGAAAGAAGAUCGUAACGGAGGAGGAGAAUAUGGUGAUUCUCCUUCGAUGAAUGGUGCUGAUUUAGAUGUUUCUGUUUCUUCUCCGUUUACUAGACAAAAAGCUGCUGCUGCUAAACAGAUUAUUGAGAAUCACUAUAAGAACUACUUACAAGGACUUCAUGAUCGAUUAGAAAGACGGCGAACACUACAAAGAAAAGCAGCAGAAGCUCAAAUUUCAAAUGAGGAAGAACAAGAAAUGUUAAGAAAUUUGGAGCGGAAGGAGACGGAAUUAAUGCGAUUGCAAAGGCAUAAAGUUGGAAUUGAUGAUUUUGAACUCUUAACAUUAAUUGGUAAAGGUGCAUUUGGUGAGGUUAGACUUUGCCGAGCUAAAACAACUGGACAGGUUUUUGCAAUGAAGAAGUUGAAGAAAUCGGAAAUGCUUAGUCGUGGACAGGUUGAGCACGUUAGAUCUGAGAGGAAUUUGCUAGCAGAAGUUGAUAGUCGAUGUAUUGUGAAGCUUUUCUACUCAUUUCAAGAUUCUGAAUUCUUAUACCUUAUCAUGGAGUACUUACCUGGUGGUGAUUUCAUGACUCUUCUGAUGAGAGAAGAUAUUCUUUGUGAAAAUGUUGCGCAAUUCUACAUGGGAGAGAGCAUUUUAGCUAUUAGCUCUAUACACCAACAUAACUAUGUUCACAGGGACAUAAAACCAGAUAACCUACUGUUGGAUAAAAAUGGUCAUGUGAAACUCUCUGAUUUUGGUUUGUGUAAGCCUCUUGAUUACAAUUAUUCAACAAUUUUGUUGGAAAAUGAAGAUUUCUCCAUUCAAGAUACAAAUAUGACCGAAGCAGAAGGAAAUUCUAGGCCCGAUGGAGAGCCUUGGUCAAUGCCUAAAGAUCAGUUGCUUAAAUGGAAACGCAACCGUCGUGUAUUGGCUUAUUCAACCGUGGGGACACUUGAUUAUAUGGCACCAGAAGUUCUACUGAAAAAAGGUUACGGAAUGGAGUGUGAUUGGUGGUCUUUGGGGGCAAUUAUGUAUGAGAUGCUUAUAGGAUAUCCUCCAUUUUGUUCCGAAGACCCAAGAAUUACUUGUCGCAAGAUAAUUAACUGGAGAACAUGCUUGAAAUUCCCCGAGGAACCAAAAAUAUCACCUAAGGCUAGGGAUCUGAUCUGUCACUUGCUUUGUGAUGUUGAAACUAGACUGGGAACCAGAGGAGGAGUGGAAGAAAUAAAGGCACAUCCAUGGUUUGAAGGUUGUCACUGGGACAAGUUAUAUGAGAUGGAAGCAGCUUACCAGCCUGUUGUUGAUGGGGAAUUAGACACACAGAAUUUUGAGAAGUUCGAUGAUGUAGAAGAUCCUACAGCGGAGUUGCCAAGAGUGGGACCUUGGCGUAAGAUGCUGACAUCAAAAGAUGCCAAUUUCAUAGGAUAUACGUACAAGAAAUCAGAUGGUCUAAAAGCUCUUGGAUCGUCAGGUACAAUAAGGUCGAAGGGUGCGUCGAAGACUCCAUCUCUUAGUUCCUUGUUUGGCCAAGUCGAUUUGAAAGAAGGUGUAAUCCCCGGAGGCGAGCAAAAGCAUUUAUCCUCCUGAACUUCGCCCUCGUUUCUUCCAUAAAGAGAUGGUACCCACAAUUUUUUACUCCGUGCAUGUCAUCUGAAAGCAAUUGUUUCUAGGAGCUUUGAAUAAAUUUAAUUCACACAAAGUAGUUGAUCAAGUCUCUUAAUUAAACACCAUUUUUUCUUCCAGCGUUUGUAUAAGUGUUUUGCUUCUUGUUUUGUUUAGUUGGAAGAUGGUUGACGUUUAUAUUCCCCUCAGCGUAUCAGUGUAUUUGUAACUUCUUCAACGUUGUAACAUGAAAGUUGGAAAAAAAAUCUUUUGUUAAACACGUGCAAGCAUUUUCUCUUUAUAUGUAGAAAUGAAAACCACUGAAGGUUUGAUUACCAA
This is a messenger RNA of Papaver somniferum (opium poppy), 2730 nucleotides long. RefSeq names its product serine/threonine-protein kinase 38-like. The transcript is spliced from 13 exons. Lineage: Eukaryota; Viridiplantae; Streptophyta; Magnoliopsida; Ranunculales; Papaveraceae. The record is from RefSeq and is a predicted model, not a curated record. Gene Ontology annotation, biological process: intracellular signal transduction; peptidyl-serine phosphorylation. Bases 763 to 2376 code for a protein of 537 amino acids. Gene Ontology annotation, molecular function: protein serine/threonine kinase activity; ATP binding.